Molecule: messenger RNA, 651 nt
Organism: Cotesia congregata
Lineage: Eukaryota; Metazoa; Arthropoda; Insecta; Hymenoptera; Braconidae
Source: the annotation of a GenBank genome assembly
AUGACGGAGAACAAUUGUUCAUUACGAGCUAUGAAUUGUGAAAUGAAUUUAUUGUCGAUGCCUGAUGGCUCUGCAAUGUUUAUGCAAGGUAACACAUGUGUAGUAGCUGGAGUUUAUGGUCCAAUUGAGGCAAAGUUACAAAAAAUGAUACACGAUAAAGCAAGUAUUGAAGUUGUUUUUACUCCAAUUAAAGGACCGCCUAGUAUCGAUGGUAGAGCUAAGGAAUUGUAUAUAAAAGAUUCAUGUGAAUCUACAUUAAUUACGUCUCUCCAUCCGAGCACACUAAUUUCUAUAAAUAUCCAAGAAAUGCAGGAUGAUGGCGGGCUCCUUGCUUGUGCUAUCAAUGCAUCGUGUAUCGCAUUAAUCAAUUCGAAUUUAUCGAUGAAAUUUACCAUAGCUGCUGUUCACUGUAUGAUUGAUAAAGAUUCCAAAGCAAUAGUCAUCGAUCCAGAUGAAGUGCAGCUUCAAAAUGCAAAAGCCACAUUUAUGUUUGCUUUUGACAGUGUCAGAAAAGACAUUAUUUGUUGCAACGCAAAUGGCCGAUUUAAUGAACAAGAAUUACUGAAAGCUACGGAUAAGUGUCGAGAUGCGAGUAAACAUAUUUUUGAUUUCUAUCGUGACAUUGUUAAAAAAUACGCUUAUGUAAUAUAA